UUGCGGUCUAGCGCUGGUUUGGGGAAGUUGUGUGUGACUGAAUGUAGUUAAAUCUAAACUGUCAAGUAUACAAGGGACAAUUUAUUAAUUAAAAGAUGGUGGCAACUAUGUGGACAGUCGUAUCGUUCUCUUUUUCUCUUCUUAUAACCCCAUUUCUGAUGGUUCUAUUAGGAAUAAUAUUUCUGGCCUCAAUCGGAAAAUCUCUUGGAGUUAGAAGACUUUACGUCAAUCUGUUGUUGAAGAUUUUCGAGCUUUCAGAGCAUCCAGGUUUCACUAGCAUAAUGUGCAGCAGUCCGAACACGAAUUUUAAGAACACUCUUACUUAUUUUGAGUAUGGACGUCAACACAUAGAAAUAGCACAGAAAGACCGCCAGGUGAGCAGAGAUAACUCAGAUGAUGAAGAAGAGGAGGAAGAAAAAGAACAAAAAGAUGUUUUAGAGGUUAAAGAAAACUGCAAUAAUGUGUGCAAUAAAACACCAGAAAAGAAAAUGAAUGGGGUGAUAAGCAAUAAUUUGAUCAGCAGAGAAGAUCUCAUCCUCGCGCCAGAUCCUGUACAGAACUACAAAGGCAAUAACAAACAGGAAGAGACAUCCACUGCUCCUCCUGAUCUCAUUCGAAGGAGAUCAUUUGAGACGCUGAAGAGGGAAUUUCAGCUUUCAGAUCUCCUUGACUAUGUCAAGGCUGGAGUUGAAGCAAUAAUAGAAGAUGAAGUUACACACAGAUUUGAAGCAGAAGAACUCAAGUCCUGGAAUCUUUUGACACGUACAAAUCAAUACUAUGAAUUCAUCAGCUGGAGACUUACUGUUAUUUGGAUGGCAGGAUUCUUUGUCCGCUACUUCUUUCUGCUGCCUUUACGUGUAAUGAUUUGUUUCAUAGGGGUUAUGUGGUUGACAGCUUGUACAGCUGUUGUGGGCUAUGUUCCUGAGGGUCCAUUCAAGCGUUGGCUCAACCAUCGUGUUUCCAUAAUGUGCUUUGGUGUUUUGUCCAGUGCUCUGUCAUCUGUGAUUACCUACCACAAUCCAGAAAACAGACCUAAGAGUGGAAUAUGUGUAGCAAAUCACACGUCUCCAAUUGAUGUCCUCGUCCUAGCCUGUGAUAACUGCUAUGCCUUGAUUGGUCAGAGGCAUGGUGGUUUCUUAGGGCUCCUCCAGCGAGCUUUAGCGAGAGCGUCCCCUCACAUUUGGUUUGAACGUUCUGAAGUAAAGGACAGAGAAGCAGUUGCAAGAAGGCUUCGUGAGCAUGUGUCUGAUCCUAACAAUCCUCCAAUUCUCAUUUUCCCUGAAGGAACAUGCAUUAACAAUACAUCAGUUAUGCAGUUCAAGAAAGGAAGCUUUGAAGUUGGAGGUGUAAUUUAUCCUGUAGCCAUAAAGUAUGAUCCAAAAUUUGGUGAUGCAUUUUGGAACAGCAGUCGUUAUUCAAUGAUGCAAUACUUGUACAUGAUGAUGACAAGUUGGGCCAUUGUUUGUGACGUAUGGUAUCUGCCACCUAUGUACCAGCAAGAAGGAGAGACAGCUAUAGACUUUGCAAACAGGGUGAAAGGUGUUAUUGCCAGGCAAGGUGGACUGGUAGAUCUUAUGUGGGAUGGGCAACUGAAGCGCAUGAAACCAAAGAAAGAGUGGAAAGAGAACCAGCAAAAAGAAUUUAGCAAGAGACUGAAACUGGAAUGAGGUUCAACUACGGUGAAACAUUUCCAUCAUUUUAUUGUUUUGAAAAAGUGGUCCCUGUGAUUUGCAGUCUUUUAAUUCUGGAUUAUUUUAUAUGUUUAUUGUUGUCUUUAUCUUUGAUAACAAGAAUGGCUGUGCAAACUAAUUUUGGUAGUACAGCUCUGUUUACAGAAAUGCUUUUUAUGCAAGUAUUUCUUAUGUUUACAUCCAGAAUUCAGUGGACUGACUAUUUUGUAUGGUGAUUACACAUUUUAUGUCAAUUUGUGUUUGACAAGACAGGAUGAGAGUUAUAAAGUAUGAGCAAUUACAUAUGUUCCUGACAUGAUGAGUUGUGUUGUGUCUGCAUUAUCAUUUCUGGGGAUAUUCAUCCAGAAACUGGACAUGCAUAUCAUCUGAAUGCAUGUAGCCAUCCUCACCAAAGAAUUCACUGUAUAAAAUUCAUUGAUCAUUUUUUUAGUUUCAUUGAUAGUUGUGUAUUUGUAAUUAAACAUGUUUGUGUCAACUGUAGCCAUUAUAGCAUCAUAAUUUGUGGCACACAUUCCAUGUAUGCAUUUUCAUUUUGUUCUGUUUACAUCACAGUUUGUAUGACUUGUAAAUUGUGUAAAUGUUAAGCAGUAAAACUUGUGCUGGUGUGAUAGAACCUAUUUUGUAUAGACCGUACCAACAUUUUUAAUGUGCUUUUUAAUUAAUAAACUCACUGUGAUAACUGAAAAGCAACAAAAUUACUCCUGUGGAAUCUUGCAGAAGUGCCAUGGUGGAAGUAAGGUAUCAUUGAGCUUCAGAUAUAUCAAAAUUGAGUGGAAACAACCAAGUGAGUUAACUCAGAUGGCAUUCAUUUUCAUUUAUACAGUUUUGAUUAUUCAGGACCCAGAUAUUGAUUCUCAAACAAUUCCAAGAACUUGCUAUCAUGUUCAGAUAAGACUGCUGGAUGGCGUGACUGAGACAAGGAAAUAUGAGGCUGUGUAGAGUUUUUAUGAUAUUAAAGGAGGGAAUAAGUGAAGAUGCCUAGUAAAAUGGGUGGGAACACACUUUGUAACUUGUAUAUAGGCACUAGGUAAUUUUAUAACUUGUUUUGAUGCAAUAAUGUCUUGAAUACAUUUCACUUAAUGUUUUUUUUAUAUUUAUUGUGGCAAGGAAAAUAAGAGGGUUAAGCAAGAUUAUGGCACAAAGUAUUCCAUUACAUAUUUUGAAUAACUUUAUCUAAGAAAUGUUGUGUUCAACUAUGACUUUCCUGAUAGCUUACUGUGAAGUUUUUUUUAAGGUAAUAGCAAAAGCAAACUUCCCUAAUGAUCUUUCAAUAUUUUUGUACAUUGCACUUCAUAAGAUGAAGUAAAAUGACAGUAAAUUAUACAUGAAGACUGAACAAUAGGUGUAAAAGAAAUGAGAGUAUUGUUAUUCUUACCUUAGAUUUUCAUUGUAUAUAGAAAUGGACUUUCUAUUGUAAGUAGUCAUACCAGUCACUGCACUAAAUCUGUGAAGAAAAACUUUUGUAAUUUAUUUGUUUGUGUACUUCACAUUUUUAGAAAAUGUGUGUUAAAAUGGUGAGUCAAGCUGUUUUGUUGCAUUUUGUAUUGUUAUGUACUAGCAAAGCUUGUAAAUAAACUGGCAAUCAUUAAUGCUGUUUUAGGAA
This is a messenger RNA of Schistocerca cancellata (South American locust), 3294 nucleotides long. RefSeq names its product glycerol-3-phosphate acyltransferase 3 (gene Gpat4). Lineage: Eukaryota; Metazoa; Arthropoda; Insecta; Orthoptera; Acrididae. Gene Ontology annotation, biological process: triglyceride biosynthetic process. Gene Ontology annotation, molecular function: glycerol-3-phosphate O-acyltransferase activity. Gene Ontology annotation, cellular component: endoplasmic reticulum. The record is from RefSeq and is a predicted model, not a curated record. The coding region runs from base 96 to 1667 and encodes 523 amino acids. The transcript has 10 exons.